Molecule: messenger RNA, 447 nt
Organism: Arachis duranensis
Lineage: Eukaryota; Viridiplantae; Streptophyta; Magnoliopsida; Fabales; Fabaceae
Exons: 1
Coding region: 1-447 (148 amino acids)
Biological process (GO): defense response to other organism
Source: RefSeq, a predicted model, not a curated record
AUGGAGUCAAACUCGUCUCCGACUCAGUUCUCGCUAACGAUCCUCUUCGUGAACCCUAACACCAAGGUGUCUGUCUCUUACUCUGUCAUCGACGCGUUCCUCCGUAACAGUUCUGACGAUGACGUGGCCAUCACGAACCUUCCACCGUUCUCUCAGUCGAGGCGCGAGUGGACACGUGUCACCGCGCAGUUCGAUCUGGGUCAAGAUGGAACCUUUGUUAUAAAUAACAAUGUUAGUAAUAACGGGUCACUGGAAUUUGGGAUAAAGUUGAUUACUUCGGUGAAGUUUAAUUAUGGGGUUUUCCGUGCUGGGCAUCGUGAGUUGAAAGCUGCGUGUUACCCUUUGAAGGUUGUGUUUGGUGCUCGUAAUAAUAAUAAUAAUAAUAACAAUGGAACUGGAAAUGGAACUGCUGUCAUGCAUGAUCCUUCGGAUUGGUGCUCUGUUUGA